AUGGCUGCGACAAGAGCAGACGCAAUAAGGACAAUGGAGCCUCCUCGGGACAUAUCCAAGCAUGAUAUGGGGUGGCGACGAGUUCUGCGCAACUUUACUCCUUCCUGGUUCUCGGUCAAUAUGGGCACGGGCAUCACGUCGAUCCUUCUCAACACCCUGCCCUACAACGGCCGCUGGCUGUACUAUAUUUCAAUCGUGCUGUUUGCGCUCAACGUGCUACUGUUUUUUGUGUUUUGCGUGAUGACCAUUCUUCGAUAUGCCCUGUACCCCCGGAUCUUCGUGACGAUGAUCCGCCAUCCCGUGCAGUCCAUGUUCAUCGGCACGUUUCCUAUGGGGUUUGCCACGCUGAUCAACAUGUUUGUCUUUGUGUGCGUGCCGGCCUGGGGCGAGUGGACGCGCAACUUUGCCUGGGGUAUGUGGCUGUUUGAUGCGGUGGUUUCGGUGCUGACUGCCUUUACGAUGCCUGCUCUGCUGUAUAUCCCCUCUCAUCUUUAUAUCAAAGUACGCAAAACACUGACAAUCCCCCCUCCCAGGAUGAUGCACAUGAAGGAAAUGGAUCUGUCCUCCAUGACUGCCGUCUGGCUGCUCCCCAUUAUCAGUCCCAUUGUGGCCGCGGCGUCCGGGGCUGUAGUGGCCGAGAUACUGCCGAAUGCGCAGCACGCGCAGUGGACGGUCAUGGCUAGUUACGUGCUCUUCGGGAUCGGUCUUCCAACGGCGCUGAUGGUGACGACGAUCUACCUGCAGCGAUUGACACUUUACAAACUGCCACCAAAAAAAGUCAUUGCCAGCGUAUUUCUCCCCCUGGGCCCGCUGGGCCAGGGCGGAAUUCAAAAACUCGGGCUGCUCUCUCGCUCGGUCUUUGCGCAUACCACGGGCACUCCGCCGUCAAAUUCCCUGCCUGCAAUCACCGGCGACGUGUUUUGCGCGCUGGGCUUCAUCAGCGCGCUCGUGCUCUGGGGGUUUGGGCUGCUGUGGCUGUUUCUGGCGCUGGGAGCGAUUGUGCAUACGCGCAAGUUCCCUUUCAAUAUCGGCUGGUGGGGGUUCACGUUUCCGCUGGGCGUGUUUGCGGCGAGCACCUGUCAGCUAGGUCGCGAGCUGGGCUCGCCAUUUCUGCUGGUGCUGGGUACGGUGUUUUCGGUGGCCGUGACGUUGUUGUGGCUUGUUGUUGCGACGUACACUGUCGUGGGCGUGGUCCAGGGGAAGAUCCUCCAUCUUCACAUUGGCCAGGCCGGUGCCCAGCUCGGAAACAGCGCCUGGGAGCUAUACCUGCUCGAACACGGCCUGAAAGCCGACGGAAGAAUCGACCCUGAGCCCGCCCACGAUGUUGGCGAGUCUGGCUCCUUCGAUACCUUCUUCAGUGAGACCAGGGAUGGUAAAUAUGUGCCUCGCUCCAUUUUCGUCGAUCUGGACCCCUCGCCCAUCGACGAAAUCAGGACUGGUGAAUACCGUUCGCUGUUCCACCCCGAAAUGCUGAUUAGCGGCAAGGAAGAUGCUGCCAACAACUAUGCCCGUGGUCACUACACUAUUGGAAAGGAGCUGGUCGACAGUGUCAUUGACCGCAUUCGCCGCGUGGCUGAUAACUGCACAUCCCUCCAGGGCUUCUUGAUCUUCCACUCCUUCGGUGGUGGCACUGGCUCCGGUUUUGGUGCCCUGUUGCUCGAACGCCUCGCAACCGACUAUGGAAAGAAGUGCAAGCUGGAGUUCGCCGUCUACCCUGCCCCUCGUGUUUCCACCGCCGUUGUCGAGCCCUACAACGCCGUUCUGUCCACCCACAGCACCAUUGAGCACUCGGACUGCACCUUCUUGGUUGACAACGAAGCCGUGUACGACAUUUGCCGUCGCAACCUGGACAUCCCCCGUCCCAGCUACGAGCACCUCAACCGCCUGAUCGCUCAGGUCGUCAGCUCCAUCACUUCAUCCCUCCGCUUCGACGGCGCUCUCAAUGUCGACCUAAACGAGUUCCAGACCAACUUGGUCCCCUACCCUCGUAUCCACUACCCAUUGAUCUCCUACGCCCCCGUGGUCUCCAGCAAUCGCAGCUCCCACGAGAGUUUCAAGGUCAGCGACCUCACCUUCCAGUGCUUUGAACCCAACAAUCAGAUGGUUGUCUGCGACCCUCGCAACGGCAAGUACAUGGCGGUUGCCCUUCUCUACCGUGGUGAUGCUGUUCCCCGUGACUGCAAUGCUGCUAUCGCCUCGCUCAAGGCCAAGGCUUCCUUCAACCUUGUCGAGUGGUGCCCUACCGGUUUCAAGCUCGGUAUCAACUACCAGAAGCCCGUACGUGUGCCCGGCGGCGAGCUCGCCCCUGUUGACCGCUCCGUCAGCAUGCUUUCCAACACAACUGCCAUUGCCGAGGCCUGGAGCCGUCUAGACCACAAGUUCGAUCUCAUGUACUCUAAGCGCGCCUUUGUGCACUGGUACGUCGGCGAAGGUAUGGAGGAAGGCGAGUUUUCCGAAGCCCGUGAGGACUUGGCUGCUCUGGAGAAGGAUUACGAGGAGGUUGCCAGCGACGGCAUCGAGGAGAUUGAGGAGGAACCCGAGUACUAG
Molecule: messenger RNA, 2547 nt
Organism: Talaromyces rugulosus
Lineage: Eukaryota; Fungi; Ascomycota; Eurotiomycetes; Eurotiales; Trichocomaceae
Exons: 8
Coding region: 1-2547 (848 amino acids)
Biological process (GO): microtubule cytoskeleton organization; transmembrane transport; mitotic cell cycle
Cellular component (GO): microtubule; cytoplasm; membrane
Molecular function (GO): GTP binding; structural constituent of cytoskeleton
Source: RefSeq, a predicted model, not a curated record